AUGUCGUCUACAUCUGGCCAAACAGUGCACCCCGUCGCCAUCAUUGGCGGGGGCCCAGUCGGUCUCAGCGCGAGCAUUCUACUCUCGCUCCGCAAGAUCCCGCACAUCCUGCUCGAGCGACACACAGGGACGUCCAUUCAUCCCAAGGCUUGCGGCAUCAACCAACGAACCACCGAAAUCUUUCGCGUCAUGGGAAUAUAUGACGAAAUACGAGCGGCUGCGUGUCCUGACGAUGUAAAGACUCGCACGGCUUGGUAUACAAGCCUGGGAGGCAGAGACGCCAACUCGGUGGACGGUCGCGAAAUCUGGAGCCGGAAUGCUUGGGGCGGUGGGCCUGAUGCCGAGGAGUAUGAGAGGCACAGUCCUGCAAGGUACGAAGUACUGCCACAAAUACGACUGGAGCCGCUGCUCGUCAAGAGGGCUAAGGAGCUCAGUCCCGAGAGCCUGGAAUUCGGUUCCGAGGUUACAGACCUGGAAGAGCGGGGUAGCUGUGUGGUGUUGAAGGUCCUGAACAGGGAGACAGGUGUCACGAGGGAGGUGUUUGCGUGCCUUGUGAUUGCGGCCGAUGGAGGGCGUGGCAUCACAGACAAGUUGGGGAUUAAGUGGACAGGAGAACGCGAUAUCCUCGAGAUGGCAUCGGUGCACUUCCGCGCUCGAAUCCGUGAGCGGCAUCCGGACCCGAGGAACUUCAUCACCUGGUUCUCGCACCCUGAUGCUGGAGGCAGCAUUCGUACUGGGUAUUUGUACCAGAUUGGCCCGUGGCCGUUUGAUAGCCCGGAAGCGAAAGCGAGCGAGGAAUGGGUCUUCGCUUGUGCUCGGACCGCCAAUGACCCCGUGAGCUUCAAGCGUGACGACAUGCUCAAGCGCCUAGAGGAUACCUUGAAGCUCGGCGAGCUUCCCAUGGAGAUCAUAAGCCUCAGUCAUUGGAAUGUCCAGGCAGUGUCGGCAGAAAAGUACAGGCAGGGGCGGGUCUUCCUGGCUGGUGACGCCGCACACAGAAUCCCCCCCUGGGGUGCGCUGGGUAUGAACACCGGCAUCCAAGAUGUGCAAAACCUUGUCUGGAAGCUCAGCAUGGCGUUGAACGAUGAGGAUAAAUAUGACCACCUACUCGCAACCUACGAUACCGAGAGACGACCGCUGGGACAAAGGGUGGGACAGUCCAGCUUGCACAACCUACGAAGCCAUGCCCUGGUCAUGGAUGCAGCCCUUGGUAUGAGGCCGGAACAGUCCUCGGUCGAGAACCGCGCGGCCAUAAUGGCAUACUUUGACCAGUCACAUCCAGAACAUGCGGCCAGGCGAUUGGCAGUCGAGCAGGCGUCCAAAGUGCUUGAUCUUGAAUUCAAGGCUCCUGGGCUGGAGCUUGGCUGGUUUUACCCAGGAUUAGGUGGCGCAACCGAAGCAGACCACGCACCACAUUUGCUGGAAGACGGCAGCCUUCUGUCCGAAGUUGUAUUGCCGUCUACGGUGCCUGGACAUAAUGUUCCCCACGUCUGGGUUCAUAAACAUGGCCAGAAACUACCCAUCCGAGAUCUCAUUCCGCUGGACAAAUUGUUGUUACUGGCUGAUGAUCAGCCUGGCUGGCGUCUGCUCGAGACCGAAUUGGUGGAUAUCCAACAACUUACAAUGUCUGAUGCCGGAAAUACCUGGUCAGAGCCUACACGUGAAUGGGAGAGAUUAUUGGACGGCAACGAUGCGGUUCUCUUGAGACCAGACGGCAUCAUCGCCUGGCGUGGAUCAUGGCAUGACUCUUUGCCCAAGCAAUGGCCCGGGAUUCUAGACCAAGCUUUAUGCAUCAGCAGCUAA
Diaporthe citri is the source of this 1803-nucleotide messenger RNA. RefSeq lists its product as uncharacterized. The transcript has a single exon. The coding region runs from base 1 to 1803 and encodes 600 amino acids. The record is from RefSeq and is a predicted model, not a curated record. Lineage: Eukaryota; Fungi; Ascomycota; Sordariomycetes; Diaporthales; Diaporthaceae. Gene Ontology annotation, molecular function: FAD binding.